AUGGCCAAAACCUUCAACAUUCUCGUCCUACCCGGCGAUGGCAUCGGCCCCGAGGUCAUGGCCGAAGCCGUGAAAGUCCUCAAAGUCUUUGAGACGCCCGAACGCAAGUUUGAACUGCGCCAGGAGCUGAUUGGAGGAUGCAGCAUUGACGCUCAUGGCAAGUCUGUGACUGAAGAAGUCAAACAGGCUGCCCUAGACUCAGAUGCAGUGCUCUUCGCCGCAGUUGGGGGUCCGAAAUGGGACAAUCAACGUCGUGGUCUUGAUGGUCCUGAGGGAGGACUACUCCAACUACGAAAGGCCAUGGAUAUCUAUGCGAACCUACGCCCGUGCUCUUCUACCUCGCCGAGUGCUUCUAUCGCCAAGGAGUUCAGCCCGUUCAAGCACGAUGUUAUUGAAGGUGUUGAUUUUGUUGUCGUGCGGGAGAACUGCGGGGGAGCCUAUUUUGGACGGAAGGUCGAAGAAGAAACAUACGCAAUGGAUGAAUGGGGUUACUCCGAAGCCGAGAUCCAGCGUGUUACCCUGGACAAGACCAUGGCAGCCGAGUACCCGCAAGUCAAAUUGGUGCACCAGCUUGCCGACUCCGCGUCAUUGAUUCUAGCAACGAACCCGCGAUCCCUGAAUGGGGUUAUCCUGGCUGACAAUACCUUUGGUGACAUGAUCUCCGACCAAGCUGGGUCUAUUGUGGGUACGCUGGGUGUGUUGCCGAGUGCCAGUCUCAACGGUCUGCCUGGUGAUAAGACGCUGAAGACACGACCUUACGGGCUGUACGAGCCUACGCAUGGAUCUGCUCCGACUAUUGCUGGCCAAAAUAUUGCCAACCCGGUUGCUAUGAUCCUUUGCGUUGCGCUUAUGUUCCGAUACUCUUUGGGCAUGGAAGACGAAGCUCGACGUGUGGAGGAUGCGGUGCGUAAAGUGCUGGACUCAGGGCUUCGGACGCCUGACCUCGGGGGUAAGGCUGGAACUAAGGAAGUGGGCGAUGCGAUUGUGUCUGCACUAUAG
Molecule: messenger RNA, 999 nt
Organism: Penicillium mononematosum
Lineage: Eukaryota; Fungi; Ascomycota; Eurotiomycetes; Eurotiales; Aspergillaceae
Product: 3-isopropylmalate dehydrogenase
Exons: 4
Coding region: 1-999 (332 amino acids)
Biological process (GO): L-leucine biosynthetic process
Cellular component (GO): cytosol
Molecular function (GO): magnesium ion binding; 3-isopropylmalate dehydrogenase activity; NAD binding
Source: RefSeq, a predicted model, not a curated record